Messenger RNA from Pyricularia grisea, 794 nucleotides. RefSeq lists its product as uncharacterized. The record is from RefSeq and is a predicted model, not a curated record. The annotation marks the transcript as partial. The transcript has 2 exons. NCBI's taxonomy places the organism in Eukaryota, Fungi, Ascomycota, Sordariomycetes, Magnaporthales, Pyriculariaceae.
AUAAUCAUCGAAGCUUACAGUCAGGUUAACAGACCGGUGGCAAGGCCAAAGAUCCAGGCCUGUCCGUCUUCUUACGCUCAAGGGGAUAGCCCACUACUCCCAACCGCCGAGUGCCAGGCCUUGAGAGGGGCAAGAAGCCCUCAUUCCCAACAGCGCGUUCCCCAUCGCCCGGGGGAAAGCCCGCCGACAUGUUCACAUGUAAACUGCACCUCCGAGGGGGCUGCUUUCCAAAAAGAAGCCGGUCAAGCCGCAAAAUCGUUCGACAAACACAUCGCGGCUCCGCUAACCAAGCCAGGGUCGACGGAGAUAACAAAAGACACUACCCCCAAAAAUUACGGGUUGCCACUCGGUAUCACCGGUUGGUUUUGCUUUAUUAAAAAAAAAAAAAAAAAAAAGAUGGGAGGGGGGAGUGACCAGAAACAGAAAAGGGGAAAACAUUAGCUCGGACUUGGGAGUAUCAAAAACGAUCUAAUGCUUACUUGGCAAAAGCUCGUCAAAACGAACGGGUCAACUGGCCGAGCAGAAGCGAGCAAGUCGGACACAAUUAUGGAUGUCAAGUCAGUCUCUUUCUGAUGAAAACGGGCCUUUUGCCUUUUGUCGGAGCCGAGGAGCCAUCAUAAAUCGGGUCCGUCUUUUCGUUUCUUUCUCGGUGAGCAAAUCCACAUCUAGACAAGAGGCAACCCCCGCCGAGACAUUUCAUGGUAUCUUCAAUCUGAUCGAUUGUUUUCCUCGUUCAAUCUUUAACCAAGCCAAAUGUAAAUUAUUCAAUGCAGCAAGGGCAUGCAUGUAGGGAC